Messenger RNA from Eufriesea mexicana, 439 nucleotides. RefSeq lists its product as uncharacterized. The record is from RefSeq and is a predicted model, not a curated record. Bases 149 to 439 code for a protein of 96 amino acids. The transcript has 3 exons. NCBI's taxonomy places the organism in Eukaryota, Metazoa, Arthropoda, Insecta, Hymenoptera, Apidae.
CGAAGUCCACUUCGUUGUCCACUUCGAAGACCUGUUCGUUGGGUAUUUCUUUGAAUACUUCGUUGAAUGAAAGGAAAGUCGUAUACAAGCAAGUUGGAGAUUAUUUAAUAAUGUGUGUGUGAGAUUUUGAAACAUUAUUCGUAAAAUUAUGAAUUCCUCUACUUUGUCAUCUGGAACUUUGAAUCAUUCACCAGGACAAAGAGCUUCGGAAUCUCAAGAUUCAGAACUAACCUCAGUUGGAAAUCAAACUUCAAAAAUCUUAAGUCAAAUGAAAUCUGAGCUACAGGAGCAAAAGCAGCAAGAUCGUUUACUUCGAGAACUACAUUUAAAACGUGUUCAAUCAUUACGGAAAGAAUUGGAUUAUAUUAAAGCAACAGAGUGGAGAUAUCAACCAAUUGAUCGGUACAUCCUAAUUAUCCAAGUACAUGGAUACAAAUAA